GCGCCGCGCGGGGCUGGGCUCGGAGCGCGCGGAGCUCGGCAGCAGGGAGAGCCGCGCAGGGGCCGCGCCGAGACCGCGAGGAGCGCACGAGCCCUGGAGGUUGUGGGCCAGGGAGGGAGGAGCCGCCGCCGCCGCCGGCUCCUGCCCGGAGGGAGCCCAACGCGCCGCCGGCCAUGAGCCGCCGGGCCCCGGGAGCCCGGCCGCGGUCCGGGCAGCGCUCCGCCGGCGCCCCGGCCCGCGCGGCUGCAGCUGCGCGCCUGUAGCCGCAGGGGGCUGCCAUGGGACGGGAGCCAUGAAUGGUGCCGCGCCCGGCCCCGCCGCCGCCCCGGUCCCCGUCCCAGACUGGCGGCAGUUCUGCGAGCUGCACGCGCAGGCGGCCGCCGUGGACUUCGCGCACAAGUUCUGCCGCUUCCUGCGAGACAACCCGGCCUACGACACCCCCGACGCCGGGGCCUCCUUCUCCCACCACUUCGCCGCCAACUUCCUGGACGUCUUCGGUGAGGAGGUGCGCCGCGUGCUGGUGGCUGGGCCAGCGUCGCGGGGGGCGGCCGAUCGCGCCGACGACGCCAUGGAGCCAGAGCCGGCGGGGACCGCGGCCCUCAAGGCGGCGGCCUACGGCCACUCGCGGAGCUCGGAGGACGUGUCGGCGCACGCGGCAACCAAGGCCCGCGUCCGCAAGGGCUUCUCGCUGCGCAACAUGAGCCUGUGCGUUGUGGACGGCGUGCGCGACAUGUGGCACCGGCGCGCCUCGCCCGAGCCCGACGCCGCCCCGCGCGCCACGGAACCCCUGGCCGAGCCGCGCGACAAGUGGACGAGGCGCCUGCGGCUGUCGCGGACGCUGGCGGCCAAGGUGGAGCUGGUGGAUAUCCAACGUGAGGGCGCACUGCGCUUCAUGGUGGCCGACGACGCAGCCGCGGGCCCGGGGGGCGCCGCCCAGUGGCAGAAGUGCCGCCUGCUCCUGCGCAGGGCGGUGGCCGGCGAGCGCUUCCGCCUGGAGUUCUUCGUGCCUCCCAAGGCCUCCAGGCCCAAGGUCAGCAUCCCCCUCUCAGCCAUCAUCGAGGUCCGCACCACCAUGCCCCUGGAGAUGCCAGAGAAGGACAACACCUUCGUGCUCAAGGUGGAGAACGGAGCCGAGUACAUCCUGGAAACCAUCGACUCACUGCAGAAGCACUCGUGGGUGGCUGACAUCCAGGGCUGCGUGGACCCCGGGGACAGUGAGGAAGAUGCUGAGCUCUCCUGUCCCGGAGGAGGCUGUCUGGCCAGCCACGUGGCCUCCUGCAGCUGUGAGCUCCUAACAGAUGCAGCAGACCUGCCCCGGCCCCCAGAGACAGUGGCAUCUGUGGGUGCAGUGGUGACAGCACCACACAGCCGAGCUCGAGAUACCCUCGGAGAGUCCCUGAUCCAUGUCCCACUGGAGACCUUCCUACAGAGCCUGGAGUCCCCGGGUGGCAGUGGCAGUGGUGGUGACAGCAAUAACACAGAGGAGGGAGCAGAGCCCGAUCCUGAGGCCGAGCAUGAGCUGGAGCUCACCAACUACCCCUGGUUCCACGGGACACUGUCACGGGUCAAGGCAGCUCAGCUGGUGCUGGCGGGCGGGCCCCGAAGCCACGGCCUCUUUGUGAUCCGCCAAAGUGAGACUCGGCCUGGGGAGUACGUGCUGACCUUCAACUUCCAGGGCAAGGCCAAGCAUCUACGCCUGUCCCUGAAUGGCCACGGCCAGUGCCACGUACAGCACUUGUGGUUCCAGUCUGUGCUUGACAUGCUCCGCCACUUCCAUACCCACCCCAUCCCACUGGAGUCAGGGGGCUCGGCCGACAUCACCCUACGCAGCUAUGUGCGGGCCCAGGGCCCCCCACCAGACCCGGGGCCCUCGCCCGGCGCCGCGCCUGCGCCCCCCGCCUGCUGGAGCGAGCCGGCCGGCCAGCACUACUUCUCCAGCCUCGCCGCCGCCGCCUGCCCGCCCGCCUCGCCCCCGGCCGCGUCCUCGGCCGCCUCGUCGUCCCCGGCCGCGUCGGGGCCCGCGCCGCCCCGCGCCACCGCCGAGGGCCCGCCGGGCGCGCGCAGCCGCAGCGACAGCGCCGAGCGCCUGCUGGAGGCCGCGGCCGCAGCCGCCGACGAGCCCCCGGAGCCCGCGGCCGGCCGCGCGCGCGCCGUCGAGAACCAGUACUCCUUCUACUAGCGCCGCCGCCCGCGCCGGCGGCAACCGCGAAGCUCUUCAGUGAAGACAUGCGUGUUAUUAAAGAGCCUGUUUUAGGGACUGCA
Molecule: messenger RNA, 2262 nt
Organism: Cynocephalus volans (Philippine flying lemur)
Lineage: Eukaryota; Metazoa; Chordata; Mammalia; Dermoptera; Cynocephalidae
Gene: SH2B2
Product: SH2B adaptor protein 2
Exons: 9
Coding region: 293-2179 (628 amino acids)
Biological process (GO): antigen receptor-mediated signaling pathway; intracellular signal transduction
Cellular component (GO): plasma membrane
Molecular function (GO): transmembrane receptor protein tyrosine kinase adaptor activity
Source: RefSeq, a predicted model, not a curated record